UGAUUACAGGUUGCGUAGACUUAUGGGAUCCAAAAGUUAUAAGGAGCGCUGCAGGGGCACAUUUUCGAGUACCCAUCUAUCCAUCAAUAGAAUGGAAUGAAAUGCCUGAACAUACAAGACCAGAAUCAGCGAUUUUCAUAGCUGACAGUAAUCCAAAGAAUACAGUUGAAGAUAGCCAUGAUUCUCUGGCUUCAACUAUACCUGUUUUGCCAUACUAUGGUGUUGAUUAUUCUACUUUUAGCCAUAGCACUUUAAUUAUAGGAGGUGAAACGGAAGGUAUUAGUGAGGAUAGUUAUAAGUUUGCUUCUAGUCGAAAUGGACUGAGACUGAAUAUUCCCCUUAUAGAAGGCGUAGACAGUCUGAACACUGGUAUGGCGACAGCUGUAAUUGCAUGCGAAAUAAAAAAACAAUUCGUUCAAGCGUGGAGCAAAAUGAAAAAUGAAAAGGUUGAAGCAGAACUUAACACAUAAAUUUGUAAUUAUAAUAUUAGAUAGUAGUGUUCAAAUGUAGAUAAAAUAAAAAUUGACAAAUAA
Molecule: messenger RNA, 533 nt
Organism: Bombyx mori (domestic silkworm)
Lineage: Eukaryota; Metazoa; Arthropoda; Insecta; Lepidoptera; Bombycidae
Product: RNA methyltransferase-like
Source: RefSeq, marked provisional